Molecule: messenger RNA, 1693 nt
Organism: Lepus europaeus (European hare)
Lineage: Eukaryota; Metazoa; Chordata; Mammalia; Lagomorpha; Leporidae
Gene: DRAM2
Product: DNA damage regulated autophagy modulator 2
Exons: 10
Coding region: 269-973 (234 amino acids)
Biological process (GO): photoreceptor cell maintenance; regulation of autophagy
Cellular component (GO): lysosome
Source: RefSeq, a predicted model, not a curated record
CUAGCCGUUCGGGAGCGCGCCCCAGUGCCCCGCCCUGCCCCUUGAGCUCCGGGAAGGCUUCGGAGCCUCCGCCUGGCCUGGCAGGGUCAACCAGGAUUUAUAAAAGACACAGUUUUGGACGGUUCUGAAGAUUGAAAUUCUUUGCAUUUCUACAACAGGAGCUGGAAAUAUAAUGGUGAACAAAACAAUUAUUUCCUGCUUUCACAGAACUUAAAAGUUCAGCGAGGAAGAUAAAGCCAAACAAGGAAGUAACAAAGACCUGUUUGAAAUGUGGUGGUUUCAGCAAGGCCUCAGUUUCCUCCCUUCGGCCCUUGUAAUUUGGACAUCUGCUGCUUUCAUAUUUUCAUACAUUACUGCAGUAACACUCCACCAUGUUGACCCUGCUUUGCCUUAUAUCAGUGACACUGGUACAGUAGCUCCAGAAAAAUGCUUGUUUGGGGCAAUGCUAAAUGUUGCUGCAGUUUUAUGCAUUGCUACCAUUUAUGUUCGUUAUAAGCAAGUUCAUGCUCUGAAUCCUGACGAGAACCUUAUCAUCAAAUUAAACAAGGCUGGCCUUGUGCUUGGAAUACUGAGUUGUUUAGGACUUUCUCUUGUGGCAAAUUUCCAGAAAACAACUCUUUUUGCUGCACAUGUCAGUGGAGCUGUGCUCACUUUUGGUAUGGGCUCAUUAUAUAUGUUUGUUCAGACCAUCCUUUCCUACCAAAUGCAGCCCAAAAUUCAUGGCAUUCAAGUCUUCUGGAUCAGACUACUAUUGGUUAUCUGGUGUGCAGUAAGUGCAUUUAGCAUGCUAACUUGCUCAUCAAUUUUGUACAGUGGUGAUUUUGGCAUUGAUUUAGUUCAGAAACUCCAUUGGAACCCUGAAGACAAAGGUUAUGUGCUUCACAUGAUCACUACAGCAGCAGAAUGGUCUAUGUCAUUUUCCUUCUUUGGUUUUUUCCUGACUUAUAUUCGUGAUUUUCAGGAAGAAACAUAGUGCAACAGGAUUCAGUGCUGUCUAUAGUUUCAAAUAUCCACUGGAAGUCAGAGAAGAAGUGGCUACUGGAACUACAAGGUGAUUGAUUGCCUUUAUUUGUACUCUUAUUCUUGGUUAUUUUAAUUCCUUUAAACUUUAUAUUUUGAAAUAAUUAUAUUCUACAUGAAGUAGCAAAAUAUUUCAGAAUUCAAGGUAUCUUUUGCACUGUUUGUUCCAGUGGUAAUGUCAUAUGUAACUGUAGCAAAAAAUCAGAAAAUUACCAGUGGUGUAAUACUGUUCUCUACAUUAUACUUCUUAAUAGUUUAUUAUCACUUUCACAUGCAUUUAUCUGUGCAUGUUAAUUCUAUUAUCCCAUGUAUAAAUUGUAUAAAAACCACAAUUGUAUUACAGAACUCUUUCAUAAUCACAAAGAACUCCCUCAUGCUAGCCUUUUAUAUUCACACCCUGAUCUCUAUUCCUUUGAAAACACUAAUUUUUUCUUCCCCAUAUUUUAUCAUUUCUAGAAUGAAAUAUAAAUGUAAUUAUAUAAUAUAUAAUCUGAGAUUUAUUUUUAUACAAAGUGCCUUUUGAACUAUUCAUAUUUUUCAUAUAUCAACAGUUAUUAUAUUCUAUCAUAUUACUAUAUUGACUUUAUAUUCACUCAUCCAUUGAAGGAUAUCUGAGUUGUUUUCCAUUUAAUGUUAUUACAAAUAAAAUUGCUAUUUCAAAUAAAAUAUUGAC